CAGAGUGCGACAUUAAUCCAAACGCAGCGCAGACACGCAUUGGGUCCAGCACACACCGGGGGAUCUGCUUCGUUUUUUUUUUCUAAAUCAAACCUCCCACCAGAGAAAAUGCAUCUGUCUCACAUUGUGCUCUAUCUCAGUUUGCUGGUUGCUUUGGGUCCAGUAGUUCUGAGCGACCAAGAGACGCACCAUCAGCAGCCCUCGGCCAGCAGCCCGGAGGACGCGGAGCAGUGCGCCACCUGCGACGUCCGGCAGCAGAUAAAAACCAUGCGACUAAACGCGAUCAAAUCUCAGAUUCUGAGCAAACUGCGAAUGAAGGAAGCUCCGAACAUCAGCCGAGACAUUGUGAAGCAGCUCCUGCCCAAAGCACCGCCGCUGCAGCAGCUUCUCGACCAGUACGACGUGCUGGGAGAUGACAACAGGGAUGUGGUCAUGGAGGAUGAUGAUGAGCACGCCACCACAGAGACAAUCAUGAUGAUGGCCACCGAACCCGAGCCCAUCGUCCAGGUGGAUGCGGAGCCCAAGUGCUGCUUUUUCUCUUUUACCCAAAAGUUUCAAGCCAGUCGCAUCGUGCGGGCGCAGCUCUGGGUCUACUUGCGGCCGGCGGACGAGGCGACCACCGUGUUCCUGCAGAUCUCCCGCCUGAUGCCGGUCACGGACGGGAGCAGGCACAUACGGAUCCGUUCCCUGAAGAUUGACGUGAACGCCGGGCUCAGCUCCUGGCAAAGUAUAGACGUCAAACAAGUGUUGACUGUGUGGCUGCGGCAGCCGGAGACCAACUGGGGCAUCGAGAUUAACGCCUUCGAUUCGAGGGGAAACGACUUGGCCGUGACCUCCACAGAGCCCGGAGAGGAAGGACUGCAACCAUUCAUGGAGGUGAAGAUCACCGACGGCCCAAAGCGAGUCAGGAGAGACGCGGGCCUGGACUGUGACGAAAACUCCCCAGAGACCCGGUGCUGCCGCUAUCCGCUCACAGUUGACUUUGAGGACUUUGGCUGGGACUGGAUUAUUGCCCCAAAGCGCUACAAGGCCAACUAUUGCUCUGGGGAGUGUGAGUACAUGCACUUGCAGAAGUAUCCCCACACCCACCUGGUGAACAAAGCCAACCCCAGAGGGACCGCAGGCCCCUGCUGUACCCCCACCAAGAUGUCGCCCAUCAACAUGCUCUACUUUAAUCGCAAGGAGCAGAUCAUCUACGGCAAGAUCCCCUCCAUGGUGGUGGACCGUUGCGGAUGCUCUUGAGUUGGGACGGAGAGCGUCUGGAGGACGGGGGGGGCGCAGUGGCUCUCCCUGGCCUCCAACUUCAGACUUGUUGACACAACCAAUCCACCAGUUCCGAAGCUUUCCUGCAGAACAUGGUGCAAUAGAACCAGAGUAGCGGCCACAAACAGCCCGACUUUCCUGCAGGGCAGCGCUUUCACAACCGGCAUAGCUCUUUUCUUUCUUCCUGUGAAAUCUUAGCCAUAGAGGCUUGAAGUCAGAACAAUACAGGAACACACAUAAACACGCAUGCACACAUGCUGGACGUUGGAAUGAAUGUAGACAGAAAUGAUCAAAACUAUUCAAAAAAAACUUUUUUCUCCAUCGUUACCGUGUUCUCUCCAUUUAUACGAACAUGCUGACAGAUUAUACUCACAUGCCGUCUACUCCACUCCACUCAUAGCCAACAUACAAGCUAAUACACGUUUCGCUAAGCUGUUUGUGAUAAUCAUUUUUCGAGUUAUGUUUUCAGAGUGAAACCGAGAAUCCUCAAGGACUUUUUGAAGAGGGCUUGGAAAACACAGCUGGAGGUUCAGAGCAAUAUUUUACUCUGGCAGAACAUGUUUAUGUCCACGUAGGUUCAUAGGAGUUGGAAAAAAACCAACUUUACAACAUUUGGAAAAUUAGACACACGACAUUUUCCUUUCUGUGCUGGCUUAAACUAAUUCAUUCUAUGUUCUGAUUACUUAAGCGGAGAGCUGUGUGUGAUGGCGUGGAAGUUGAUCACUCCUGAGAUCCUAUGGACACAAAAAUGUUCCACCAGGGUGAAGUACCACUUUAAGUUUCUGCCAUACACAAACACACACACGCACACACACACACCCAACCAAGAAGCAUCCUCUCUCAGUCAUAAUCACUAUCCAACAACAGAGCCAGACCUGCCCAAUACACUUGAAUGAUUCUGAUUGUAAAUUCACUUGACUGGACAGAAGGACUUGAACUGAAGGCACGAUGAAUGCAGCCUACAAAUGAAAAUGUGUUUAAGACAGAGAAACUGGGUUGUUCAGAUGUAUGAAUGUUGAGAUCAUGCUUAAACUCUGUCUUACAUCAACACAGUUUGCACUAUGGCACACCAAUAGAAAAAAUUGGUUGCUACAAAAGUUGUAAAAAACUGAUUUUGAUAUAUUUGCUUAUUUGUAUUGUAUACAUAUGCCAUUGUUUCCAGUAGGAGUUGCCUUUCUAAACCACUGUUGGUAAAUGUA
This is a messenger RNA of Paralichthys olivaceus (Japanese flounder), 2462 nucleotides long. RefSeq names its product myostatin b (gene mstnb). Lineage: Eukaryota; Metazoa; Chordata; Actinopteri; Pleuronectiformes; Paralichthyidae. The record is from RefSeq and is a predicted model, not a curated record. Gene Ontology annotation, molecular function: cytokine activity; growth factor activity. Gene Ontology annotation, cellular component: extracellular region.